AUGUCCAACGGCGAGCAUACGGACUGCUAUAUCGGAAUUGAUGUAGGCACUGGUGGUGCCCGUGCUUGCGUAAUUGAUCACAAUGGGAACAUUGUUGGUCUCGCAUCGCAAAAUAUCAAAACUUGGCAACCACACCCGGAAUACUAUGAACAGUCGACAACCGACAUCUGGGGCAGCAUCUGCACCGCAGUCAAGCAAGCAGUUGAGCAAUCCAAUGUGUCGCAAGCAAGAGUCAAAGGCAUCGCUUUUGAUGCCACUUGCUCCUUGGCUGUUUUCAGCAAGGAGACUGACCGGCCGGUUUCUGUCAGCGGCACAGAAGCCAAUAAUGACCGCAACGUUAUUCUUUGGCUGGAUCAUCGCUCAAUUGAUGAAACAAAAGCCAUCAAUGCAACUGGGCAUUCUGUUCUGCAGUAUGUUGGAGGCGGAAUGUCAGUGGAAAUGGAGAUGCCCAAAAUUCUUUGGCUCAAAAAGCAUAUGAAUCCAAGCGCGUUUCUUGACUGCAAAUUUUAUGAUCUUGCAGAUGCACUCACUCAUCUGGCCACCGGACAGGAAACCCGCAGCAACUGUAGUGUGAUUUGCAAACAGGGUUAUCUUGCAACUGGGUCCGACUCUCGCGAAGAAGGUUGGCAAUCGGAUUUCUUGACUUCAAUUGGCCUCGGGGAUCUUUCUAAAGAUGACUUCGAAGCACUUGGCGGCAUAAAUGGCAAGAAUGGUCAAUACCUUGGUGCUGGCGAAUACGUUGGACCUUUGACUGAAAAGGCUGCUGCUGAGCUGGGAUUGUCACCGGGAAUCGCUGUCGGUAGUGGAGUGAUUGAUGCCUACGCAGGUUGGAUCGGUACUGUUGGGGCGAAGUUCGACCAGGGACUCGCGAGUUUACCUGACCAAAGGGAAAAUGUUUUCCAUCGGUUGGCGGUAGUGGCCGGCACCUCGACAUGUCACUUGGCCAUGUCGAACAAGGAGUUUUUGGUACCUGGAGUAUGGGGCCCUUACCGGGAUGUUCUCUUUCCCGGUGCCUAUCUUGCUGAAGGCGGCCAGUCGGCUACAGGCGAGCUCAUACGGCACGUUGUUGAGAGUCAUCCGGCGUACUCGGAAGCAAACGCAGCAGCAAAAACAGCCGGCAUUCACGUUUAUGAUUUCCUCAAUGACUGUCUUCGUAAAGAAGCCAAGAAGGCACAGGUGGCUCAUAUCGCUCAGUUGGCCAAACACUUCUUUUUCUACGGCGAUAUAUGGGGCAACCGGUCUCCAAUUGCAGACCCACAGAUGAGCGGCGCAAUCAUCGGAUUAAAAAGCGACCAAUCAAUCAAUAACCUAGCUCUGCACUAUUACGGUGUAUUGGAGUUUAUUGCGCUGCAAACACGCCAGAUUAUCGAUACUAUGAAUCAACACGGGUAUGAAAUUUCGACAAUUUUCAUGUCAGGCUCCCAGACGCAAAACGAUCUGUUGGUUCAUUCCAUUGCCUCCGCUUGUGAUAUGCCAGUCAUACUUCCAAAAUACGUCCAUGCUGCUGUUUGUCACGGUGCUGCUAUGCUAGCAGCUGUAGCGGCCGGUAAGUGCUCUAAGGAAGUAUCGAAAGGUCUGUGGGAAAUUAUGGGUCAAAUGAGCAAACCUGGCCGCCGUGUGGAUCCUACCACCGAUAAGGCUGAACGAUGCCUUCUUCAGGCCAAAUAUGAAGUAUUUUUGGACAUAUGUUUCAAACAGCGAGAAUACAGGGAACUUGUUGAUCGGCGAGUCAACAGUGUGAAAGGGGACAUCAGAGCUUGUAGCUCCAAAUAG
Penicillium macrosclerotiorum is the source of this 1773-nucleotide messenger RNA. RefSeq names its product FGGY-family carbohydrate kinase. Gene Ontology annotation, molecular function: phosphotransferase activity, alcohol group as acceptor; kinase activity. The coding region runs from base 1 to 1773 and encodes 590 amino acids. The transcript is spliced from 2 exons. The record is from RefSeq and is a predicted model, not a curated record. Lineage: Eukaryota; Fungi; Ascomycota; Eurotiomycetes; Eurotiales; Aspergillaceae. Gene Ontology annotation, biological process: carbohydrate metabolic process.